GCAUCGGGACGAGAUGGUCCACUGCCACCUGGGCCUGUAGCUCCGAGUGCACAGAAACCGGAGAGGGCACGUCGACGUCGCCGAUCUGCUCCCACUGACAGCCAGGAGGUGGCGUCGCGGCGAGUUGCUCCGCCCCCACGGCGCACGGCAGCCAAGUCUGCCCCGGCACCGCCAUCCGGCUUGGCUCCAACUACAGACGUUCUGACUGUGGAGCUGACUGAGGCCGAGCAGAACGAGCUGAAAGAAAGCGUUGUGGAUCAUGUGAGGAAAGUGACCGUGCAAGCAGACGACGACGAGCCAGACAUUUUGGCCGAGUUCGUCUGUGUGCUCCUAGAUCGGAGGAAAUCCAGCCCUGAGAUGCUGGAGGAGUUGUCUCUAAUGGACGACGAGGCUCAGCCGUUUGUCGCGUGGCUACAGAAGGAAAAGGCAAGUAUUCUGGCAAGGAGGCCGCCCCCGGCGCCGGCUGCAAAAGUGCAGGCACCGCCGGACAGACCACCGGGGCAGUUCACGCCGCUGCCACCCCGCAGCCAUGCAAUGCUAACGCCCAAUGCCGUGACGGCUUCGCUUGAGGAGUCAGGGAAGGCAGGGGACCGCUCUCAAGACAGAGGACUUGUUGUCAUCACGAACCGCUUGAUUCUGCAGCCGAACACAGGACACGGUGGACACAGUGCACAUACCGCGCAAUCCGGCCACGGCCCCGGCGGACCCAGUGGACACCGGCAGCCAGAGGUGGUGGAUUGCGAAAGAGUUUCGGCUGCCUCUGCAGCCGAGAAGAAGGCCGAGGAAGCAUACCAGAAAAAAAUGGAGCUGCUCGCCGAGAUGACGAAAGAGCUGCAGGUGAUCCUGCACCGGCUUUCGGACAAGAGCUUAAGCGACAGCAUGCGGGAGAGGUACCAAGGCUUUGCGCAGACGAUUCAGAAUCGAAUGUCGUCUCUGUCUCGCCCUGCUGCCGCAGAAAAGGCAGAGAAGGCCUAUGCACAGGCAGUUCAGGAGGCGGCAGCGGCCGCUGCGGCUGCUGCCCCAGCGGCAGCAGGGGGCAACUCGCCAACAAUGUCACCGGCUGCCUCACCAGUGCCUCGGAGUGGAGCGGUGCCUUCUCUGCCGGGGCCCGCCCUCGCCGAAUCCGGGAGAGCCCCGCCACCAGAGGCAGUGCCCAGCUGA
This is a messenger RNA of Symbiodinium sp. CCMP2456, 1161 nucleotides long. The record is from the annotation of a GenBank genome assembly. NCBI's taxonomy places the organism in Eukaryota, Dinophyceae, Suessiales, Symbiodiniaceae.